Molecule: messenger RNA, 3698 nt
Organism: Engraulis encrasicolus (European anchovy)
Lineage: Eukaryota; Metazoa; Chordata; Actinopteri; Clupeiformes; Engraulidae
Gene: sfmbt1
Product: Scm like with four mbt domains 1
Exons: 21
Coding region: 129-2750 (873 amino acids)
Biological process (GO): negative regulation of DNA-templated transcription
Cellular component (GO): nucleus
Molecular function (GO): transcription corepressor activity; histone binding; chromatin binding
Source: RefSeq, a predicted model, not a curated record
CAUGCGCAGUGGCAGUUUGAGCCAUAUUGGAAUGAGGUCGUGAACGGCUAGGCGGAAAAAGACAUUGCAUCUAAAACCGACUUGAAAAACUCCGUAGUGCUGCAAACCAGUCUAUAGGGGGAGCCAACAUGAACCAUGCACCACUGGAGUCUGAUGGGGACUCUGGUCAGGAGGCGUCUGACUUCAGCUGGGAUGAUCACCUGGAGGAGAACGGAGCCCUGUCUGUCCCCCACCACGCUUUCAAACAUGUGGACCAGGGACUGCAGACGGGGCUGGCUCCGGGCAUGAAGCUGGAGGUGUGCGUGCGUGGCACCUGCGGAGCUGGGCCAGGGGAGGGCGAUGGCCAGGCUGCCUACUGGGUGGCCUCCAUCAUCACCACCUGUGGCCAGCUGCUGCUGCUGCGCUACGAGGGCUACCAGGACGACCGCCGAGCAGACUUCUGGUGCGACGUCAUGACGGCAGACCUGCAUCCUCUGGGCUGGAGCCGGCAGCAGGGACACCCCAUGAGACCCCCAGACGGUGUGCGGGAGAAGCACCCUGAGUGGGAAGCCCUGCUGGAGAAAGCCCUAUCAGACACCUGCAGUGCCCCAGCCCACCUGCUGGAGGGGGCCCAGCAUGUGCUGAACCCCCUGGACCUCCUGGCUCCCGGCACUCACCUGGAGCUGCAGGACAGCAGGGACCCCGGGGUAGCCUGGGCCGUCACCAUCCAGGACAACGUGGGGGGCCGGCUACACCUGCGCUACCUUGGCUCCGAGGAGCUCGCAGACAAUACAGACGCCACCCUCUGGCUCUUCUACCUGAGCCCCCUGCUACACCUGCCCGGCUGGGCACAGGAGAAGGGAUGCACUCUCAGGCCCCCACCUGUGCUACUCCCUCUGCGGACUGAGGAGGAAUGGGACAAGGUCAGGCAAACAAUCAUCUCUCUGCCCCAGGACUCCACCAUCACUGAGGAGUUCCAGAAGGAUCGACCAGUGAUUAGCUCCCACAGCUUCACUGAGGGGAUGAAGUUGGAGGCUGUGGACCCAGCGGCCCCGUUCGCCAUCAGCCCUGCUACAGUCACCAAGGUGUUUGGAGAGCUGCAUUUCCUGGUGGAGAUGGACGACCUGCGUGAGGAUGCCAAGCGGAGGGUGUUCCUGUGCCACCGCGACAGCCCUGGCAUCUUCCCCACGCAGUGGAGCCUGAAGAACGGACUCGCCCUCAGCCCUCCUCCUGGUUUCCAGGGUCAAGACUUUGACUGGGCCGAUUACCUGAAGCAGCAUGAGGCAGAGGCUGCACCCCAGCAGUGCUUCCCACCUGAGCCGUCUGAUCAGUGCUUUAAAGAGUCCAUGAUGCUGGAGGCGGUCAACCCCCUCUGUCCUGAGAACAUCCAUGUGGCCACUGUCAACAGGGUCAAAGGUCAACACAUCUGGCUCCGGCUGGAAGGUGCAGGGCUUAAGGAGCCAGUCCCAGAGGUGAUCGCCCAUGUGGACUCCAUGGACCUGUUCCCAGUCAGCUGGUGUGAAACCAACGGGUACCCACUGCAGUUUCCAUACAAGCCUCGGGUGGAGAAGCAGAGGAAAAUUGCAAUGGUGCAGCCGGAGAAACACGCCCCACCCAAAGACUCCCCUCUCCACACCGUCAAGCAGGAGCUAAGCAUCCUGGCAGACAAUGGUGGGCCUACCAAUGGGAAGUACACCUGUCCAAAGAUCUACUUCAACCACCGCUGCUUCUCAGGCCCCUACUUGAACAAGGGCCGCAUCGCAGAGCUGCCCCAGUGCGUCGGCCCUGGCAACUGUGUCCUGGUGCUCAAGGAGGUGCUGACUCUCCUAAUCAACUCCGGCUACAAGCCGAGCCGCGUCCUGAGGGAGCUUCAGCUGGACCAGGAGGGACGCUAUAGUGGCCACGGGGAGACUCUGAAGGCCAAGUACAAGGGCAAGACGUACAGAGCCACGGUGGAGAUUGUGCGCACGGCUGACCAGGUGGCAGAGUUCUGUAGGAAGACCUGCAUCAAGCUGGAGUGUUGCCCCAAUCUGUUCGGCCCACGGAUGGUUCUGGAACGCUGUUCUGAGAACUGCUCCGUGCUCACCAAGACCAAAUACACAUACUACUAUGGUAAGAAGAAGAGCAGGCGAGUGGGCAGGCCCCCAGGCGGACACUCCAACCUGGAGGGAGGCGGCAAGAAGCUGGGCAGGAGGAGGAAGAGGAGGAAACAGCUGUUCGUACACAAGAAGAGGAGAACCGCAUCUGUGGAUAACACACCGGCUGGCUCACCACAGGGUAGUGGUGAUGAGGAGGAUUUGGACGAAGACGAUUCCUUGAGUGACGACUCCGGGUCAGAGAACCAGGAUGACCUGCAGGACGACUCUGAGUAUUCCGAGAAGAAGUCCCAGCCCCCGACGCCCACCCCGUCCCCUCCCGAGACGCCUCGUCCCACUCGCAGGCGACGCAAGGCCCGCUCGCCCUCCUACUCUGACGACGAGAACCGCCCUCCCUCGCCAAAGAGUCCCCGCAUGGAGGCUCCCCAGAAGCUGUGCCUGGACAGCAGCCCUCUGGAGUGGAGCGUUACCGACGUGGCCCGCUUCAUCAAGACCACAGACUGUGCACCCUUAGCACGCAUCUUCCUUGACCAGGAAAUCGACGGACAGGCCUUGCUUUUGCUCAACCUGCCCACUGUUCAGGAGUGCAUGGACCUCAAGUUGGGCCCAGCUAUCAAACUGUGUCACCACAUCGAGCGAGUGAAGCUGGCGUUCUACCAGCAGUUUGCCAGCUGAGAGCUUUACCCCAGCCCCAAUGUGUAUGCCCCACCCCCACCCCAAAAACAAAACUGCACACAAAGCUGCACAAAAAAAGAUUGGCUUAUUUGCAUGGGGUUCAAAUGGAUUAUUUGCUUUGUGCACCCCCGGCCCCUACCCAUACCCACAACCCACACGAUCACUUUUUUUUCUCGCUAUUAGUUGGAAGUAUUUGUCUGCCUGCUGUUUUUUUCCCCCCUGAUGUUUUGCAAUUGAGGAGCGAAGGCAGACGGACGCCUCGAGAUGGAGAAUCAGGUCCACAGUGUCUCUGAAGAUCAAAGGCACUUUUUUCGUUGUGAACUUAACCAACUGUAGAGCGAAUGACAAUGCAAGAAGAAUCCAAGCACAAUGACCAAUAAUAAAUAGUACUGUAUGCAGUAUGCAAGGUGUAAAUAGCGAAAAGGUGAGGGUGUUUAUGUGUAUAAAUUGUAAAUAUCAGAUGUUCCUUCUGAGGAAUGGUGUGUUCAGAUCCAUUUUGGUUUUCUACUAAAGUCAGCGUGUUAUGUACAAACAGAACUCAUUGAUGUUUUUGUUCCUCAUUUGCCUCGACAGCUUUAUAUUCUAAGUUUUGUUUGAUGUCAUUUAUUAUUGAUGCUGAUGACUAAGUUUGUUUUAUUGGCAAAAGGUUGACAAUGACAAUGCAAAUAAUGUCAUUCAGGUGGCACAAAUCCCCAUGUAUGUCUCAAGUUAUUGUCUCAGAUGUAGUUUAUAAAAAUAAUCUCUCAUGUGUGUUUCUGUUCAAAGUGUUAAGUUUGAAACCAUAUAGGCGUCUUGUCUUUUGUAGAUAAUGUUUGUACUCAACCUCUGCUGCAGUCCCCUCUUCGUUUUGCGUCAACUAUGAAAUGAUUGAUUUUGAUUCUAUGUGUUGGUGGAAUACAAAUGUUAUUUAAAAGAAAUGUUAAAUAAAAAUCUAAUGUCAUACGUUGA